AUGACGCGGCGCGAGAGGAGACCUCCUCCUCGCAACAUCAAAAAUGGAUGCACCAUCGAAUCCAUUCUUUCCCGAGACGAGGACGACGAGGAAACCACCACAACUGCGUUUAACCACCCGCGAAGAAGAAGAAGAGACCUAAUGAUGCUCACAUCUUCUGCUUUCGUUUUCCCAACGAACGCGUUCAACGCGUGGGCGGCGGCUUUGGAUGAUGAUGAAACGAAACAUCAAAAGUUGAUUACGAAUCAAGUGUUCUUUGAAUUUGCAAUCGAUGGGACAAAAAUCGGCCGAGUCGUGGUUGGCGUGUACGGAAACGAAUCAAUAACCGCGCGAAGAUUCCUGGCUCUGUCGAAAGGAAUCCAAGGGCUUUCGUAUCGACGAAAACCAAUCAUUGGGAUCGAGGAGAACGAGGACGAAACGGUCGAGACGCCUUUGUGGAUUACUUCGUCCGCGAUUGCCAAGUUUGAAGCGCCCGGGACGGGCGAGGCGAUUAAUACCGUGCCGGGAGGAUUGACGAAUGAAGAGUUGUUGAUGGAUUUGGGUAAAAUGAAACACGACCGGGCGAAUUUGGUGAGCGUUCAGGUGAGAGACGAUCCGAGAAUGCCGAAACCAGAGCCGAAAUCGAAGUUGGUGUCGAACAGAGGGAAGUUUGAGAGGGUGUAUGAACCGUUGCCGCCGGAGCCAAACGGGACGAGCUUUUCGAUCACGUACGCGCCUUCGGAGGAUUUAGACGUGACGAAUGUGGUAGUUGGGGAGGUUAUUAGCGGGUUUGAUGUUUUAGCGCAGAUUGGUUCUUUGCCGACGGUGCCAGAUAACAGCGAUUCGCCGUUUUUCCAAGUUGCGAAGAGCAUCGGAGAUAAAAGAGCGUUGGUUUCCGAGAAAAGCUUUGGAAAACCGUUUGCGAAAGUGACCUUGUUGAAUUGCGGGGAAGUGGCAUCCACGAAAUCUGGUGAAGAGGUAAAGAGCGAAGAUGGCGCAGGCGAAGAGCAAAGCUCGCAGUAA
This is a messenger RNA of Bathycoccus prasinos, 1002 nucleotides long. RefSeq lists its product with no specific name. The coding region runs from base 1 to 1002 and encodes 333 amino acids. Gene Ontology annotation, cellular component: chloroplast. Lineage: Eukaryota; Viridiplantae; Chlorophyta; Mamiellophyceae; Mamiellales; Bathycoccaceae. Gene Ontology annotation, molecular function: peptidyl-prolyl cis-trans isomerase activity. The record is from RefSeq and is a predicted model, not a curated record. Gene Ontology annotation, biological process: protein peptidyl-prolyl isomerization. The transcript has a single exon.